UGAGGAUCGAGGGAGAAGUUGCAGCAACCUUGUUCUCAACGAGAUCCAAAGUCGAAACGCUCUGUAAAACUGACGGCGCACCACUCGAUAUAGCCAGCCAGGCAACACUAGUCUCUUGAUACGACUGGCACGGGACUCUAUGCCAUGACCUCCCCUUCCUCUCACUCGUCUCCUCCACCUCGGAACAUCCCGAUCCCUUUGGCUCGAGCCGAGCGUCUGGACGCCUUGAGUGCGUCCUCUGGAGUAUGGGAGCGCGGCGGCGUCAGUGUCAAUUCUCGAAGCCCACCCGUGUCUAGCUCCCACCUCUCGAGUAGCCCGAGAGCUGCGAUGGUGUCACCUGGUGCACAGCGAGAGCAUAGUUUGGUCGGUGGGAUUGCAUCGGCUCUCGACAAGAUCGACCUGGACCCACGGGAUCAGAGCCGAAAGAAGGGCGAACUUCAAGCCAGCCUAGAUCGUGCGGCCAAGGGCGAAAGACACAAUUCUCAGAUGUCGUCUUCGCGUCGAUCCUCGGGGUCUGCUCACAGCUCCGAUUUCAAGCUGUCCCGCGACGCAGCGCCUUUCCGGCCCGGGUCCAGCAUGAUCUCCCCCUCCUUGCCCACUGCGAACACCACGUCCACCGCAUCUUUCGUCGACGUCCCGCCUAGCUAUAUUGGCAUGCCUUCCGCGAAGGAUGAUCUACAGCCAUACGAGCUUAAACCUCGCCAGGGUCUAGAAGGAUACGGAUUCAGGCCGCGAUCGGGAGCUUCCACCCCGACGACCGGGAUGGCUCCGGCUCAUCAGAUCCCGCGCAUGACUCCAACUGUCAAUUCCUCUUCUACCACCCAGUCCGCAUGGCAGGGUAUCGGAUUUCCGCACACUUCACAAAGUGAUCCUGUAGCUUCGUCAUCAUCGGCGGGGUCAUCCGGUCGACAGCCGAAACGAACUCUCGGCAGCAUGCACGAGCAAGAGGUCGACUAUCUCGACGAGAUGGAAGACAACGCCGGAGACCUGCUCGGAAAGGGCACAUCAGGAUUCGAUGACGUUGAGGACCGUGGUUACGGGUUCGGCCAGCCGGGUCAGAACCCAAUGACGGCUUCAGAGAUCGCCGACUCGGAAGGUCUGGGAUGGCCGGCAAAGUUGACCCAUCAAAGAUUGCAUGCGACUCCGGAUCAGCAGGCUGCCAACUUGCUGCGACUCAGCGGCGCUGUCAGAACGGUCCUAGAAUGUAUCGGGGAAGACCCAGACCGAGAAGGAUUGGAAAAGACGCCAGAGAGAUAUGCCAAGGCGUUACUCUGGAUGACAAAAGGUUACGAGGAGAGGCUGUCAGAGAUUUGUAAUGAUGCCAUCUUCAAGGAGGAUCACGACGAGAUGGUCCUGGUUAGAGACAUCAAGUUGUUUUCCAUGUGUGAACACCACAUGGUCCCGUUCUUCGGCACGAUUCACAUCGCCUAUGUCCCCAACAAGUACGUUAUCGGUCUGUCCAAGCUGGCACGGAUCGCGGAAACCUUUGCGCGGAGACUUCAAGUCCAAGAACGUCUCACUCGCCAGGUGGCGCUUGCCAUCAACGAAGCCAUCCGACCCAGAGGUGUUGCAGUCGUUAUGGAAGCGGAACACCUCUGCAUGGCUAGUCGUGGCGUUCAGAAGCCGGGCGCGUCAACAGUAACGAGCGUCAUGCUAGGUUGCUUCAGAACCCAACACAAGACUCGUGAAGAAUUCUUGACGCUUAUCCGACACAAAUAAGUCUAUACGUCACUCCCAAAUAUGGAUACACGUCUCGAAACCCAUAUACGAUCUUUACAGCGCAUCUCAGGAGGAAAUAUACCUUGACCGUACAUAUUAAUACCCCUUUCAACCGGUUGUAUAUAUUCUUGCGAGGAAAAAUCAACGAGCCUCACGCAUCUAAUGACAUAACCACGUUCAAAGCGCCAUCAUGCAUGCUACAU
Messenger RNA from Filobasidium floriforme, 1922 nucleotides. Its product is annotated as putative GTP cyclohydrolase I. Bases 145 to 1719 code for a protein of 524 amino acids. Gene Ontology annotation, cellular component: cytoplasm. The record is from RefSeq and is a predicted model, not a curated record. Gene Ontology annotation, biological process: tetrahydrofolate biosynthetic process; tetrahydrobiopterin biosynthetic process. Gene Ontology annotation, molecular function: GTP binding; zinc ion binding; GTP cyclohydrolase I activity. NCBI's taxonomy places the organism in Eukaryota, Fungi, Basidiomycota, Tremellomycetes, Filobasidiales, Filobasidiaceae. The transcript is spliced from 4 exons.